Molecule: messenger RNA, 4084 nt
Organism: Oreochromis aureus
Lineage: Eukaryota; Metazoa; Chordata; Actinopteri; Cichliformes; Cichlidae
Product: NLR family CARD domain-containing protein 3-like
Exons: 11
Coding region: 208-3480 (1090 amino acids)
Molecular function (GO): protein binding
Source: RefSeq, a predicted model, not a curated record
GUCCCUCCCUCUAAAACCACUCUGUGUGGGGAACAUGAGAGCCAGACCAAAGCUCAGAGGAACCAACCUGGACCUGAACCCAGCUGUCCAUCCUUAAAGAGCGACCGGUCCAAGGGUAUCAUUACAAAAUUUAAACAAAGACAGUCACAUGAUAAAAUAAUCCAUCAGAAAAUCAAAUGUGGACCUGAACCAACCUGUGCAUCUUUAAUGAGCAACAGCUCAAAGGAUUUUGAGGUUCAUUUUAAUGGACAACGUUCUCCUGCAGAGAGUGCGGGCCAGGAGUUCCUGGAGGUUCCCCGUGGUCAGUCUGCCCAGCAGCAUAAAAUACAGCUGAAAUCCAUAUUUGUGUUGCUAGAAGACAACAUUUUGACAUUUGUGAAGAACGAGCUGAAUAAGAUCCUAGGGGUUCUUGGUGCACAUGACCUUGAAUGUUUAGAGGGUCAGAGGGACAUUGUGGACAUGUUGGAGGGUGAUGAUGAAGAGCAGAGGAAGAGCGUCACAGAGGCAUUUGUAAAGAUCACGCUGCACUUCUUGAAGAGAAUGAAGCAGGAUGAGCUGGCUGAGCAUCUUCAAAGCAACAUGUUUGCUCCAGUUUGUCAACAUAAUCUUAAAUCUCAACUGAAGAAGAAGUUCCAGUGUGUAUUUGAGGGGAUCGCUAAAGCAGGAAACCCAACCCUUCUAAAUCAGAUCUACACAGAGCUCCACAUCACAGAGGGAGGGACUGCAGAGGUCAAUGAUGAACAUGAAGUCAGGCAGAUUGAAACAGCAUCCAGGAAACCAGACAGACCAGAAACAACAAUCAGACAAGAAGACAUCUUUAAUGCCUCAUCUGGAAGAGAUGAACCAAUCAGAACAGUGUUGACAAAGGGAGUGGCUGGCAUUGGGAAAACAGUCUUAACACAGAAGUUUAUUCUGGAUUGGGCUGAAGACAAAGCCAACCAGAACAUCCAGUUCAUUUUUCCAUUCAGUUUCAGAGAGCUGAAUGUGUUGAAAGAGGAAAAGAUGAGCUUGGUGGAACUCGUUCAUCACUUCUUUACUGAAACCAAAGAAGCAGGAAUCUGCAACUUUGAAGACUUCCAGGUUAUGUUCAUCUUUGAUGGUCUGGAUGAGUGUCGACUUCCUCUGGACUUCCACAAAACUAAAAACCUAACUGACCCUACAGAGUCCACCUCUGUGGAUGUGUUACUGACGAAUCUGAUCAGAGGGAACCUGCUUCCCUCCUCUCGCCUCUGGAUAACCACGCGACCUGCAGCAGCCAAUCAGAUUCUUCCUAGGUAUGUUGACAUGGUAACAGAGGUGAGGGGGUUCACUGACCCACAGAAGGAGGAAUACUUUAGAAAGAGAUUCAGAGAUGAGGAGCAGGCCAGCAGGAUCAUCUCUCAUAUAAAGACAUCACGAAGCCUCCACAUCAUGUGUCACAUCCCAGUCUUCUGCUGGAUCACUGCUACAGUUCUGGAGGAUGUCCUGAAAACCAUAGAGGGAGGAGAGCUGCCCAAGACCCUGACUGAGAUGUACAUCCACUUCUUGGUGGUUCAGGCCAAAGUGAAGAAGGUCAAGUAUGAUGGAGGAACUGAAACAGAUCCACACUGGAAUAAAAAGAGCAGGAAGAUGGUUGAGUCUCUGGGAAGACUUUCUUUUGAGCAGCUGCAGAAAGGAAACCUGAUCUUCUAUGAAUCAGACCUGACAGAAUGUGGUAUUGAUAUCAGAGCCGCCUCAGUGUAUUCAGGAGUGUUUACACAGAUCUUUAAAGAGGAGAGAGGACUGUACCAGGACAAUGUGUUCUGCUUUGUCCAUUUAAGUGUUCAGGAGUUUCUCGCUGCUCUUCAUGUCCACCUGACAUUUAUUAACUCUGGAGUUAAUCUGCUGGAUGACCAAAAUACAAUCUCCAAGUGGUCUAAAUUAUUUAAUAAACCUAAACUACAGUUUCUCCACCAGAGUGCUGUGGAUAAGGCCUUGCAGAGUUCAAACGGACACCUGGACUUGUUUCUCCGUUUCCUCCUGGGUUUUUCUCUACAGACAAAUCAGAGUCUCCUACGUGGUCUGCUGACACAGACAGGAAGCUGCUCACAGACAAAUCAGGAAACAGUUCAGUACAUCAAGACGAAGCUCAGUGAGAAUCUGUCUGCAGAGAAAAGCAUUAGCCUGUUCCACUGUCUGAAUGAACUGAAUGAUCAUUCUCUAGUGGAGGAGAUCCAACAGUCUCUGAGUUCAGGAAGUCUCUCUACAGAUAAACUGUCUCCUGCUCAAUGGUCAGCUCUGGUCUUUAUCUUACUGUCAUCAGAAAAAGAUCUGGAUGUGUUUGACCUGAAGAAAUACUCUGCUUCAGAAGAAGCUCUUCUGAGGCUGCUGCCAGUGGUCAAGGCUUCCAACAAAGUUCUACUAAGUGACUGUAGUCUGUCAGAAAGAAGUUGUGAAGCUCUGUCCUCCAUGCUCAAUUCCCAGCCCUCUAGUCUGAGAGUGUUGGACCUGAGUAACAAUAACCUGACUGAUGUUGGAAUAAAGCUUCUAUCUGCUGCACUGGAGAGUUCACUCGGUACACUGGAAACUCUCAGACUAAAUGUCUGUAACCUCUCAGAGAAAAGCUGUGAAGUUCUCUCAUCAGUCCUGACUUCCCAGUCUUCAAGUCUGAGAGAGCUAGACCUAAGUGACAAUGAUCUGAAAGACUCUGGAGUGAAGCUACUAUUGACUGGACUGGAAAGUCCAGACUGUAAAAUGGAAACACUCAGACUGAGUAGCUGUAACCUCUCAAAGAGAAGCUGUGAAACUCUGUCCUCAGUUCUCAGCUCCCAAUCCUGUACUCUGAAAGAGCUGGAUCUGAGUAACAACAACCUGGAGGACUCUGGUGUGAAGAUGCUUAAGACUCCAAAUUGUACAAUUGUCAGGGUGGAGCCUGCUGGAGUCCGAUGGUUGAGACCAGGUCUGAGGAAGUAUUCCUGUCAACUCACAAUCGACGCAAACACAGUACACAGAGAACUUAAACUCUCUGAUAACAACAAGAAGGUGACACAUGUGGAAGAGGACCAGCCAUAUCCUGAUCAUCCUGACAGAUUUGAUCGCUGGCCUCAGCUGCUGUGUAGAGAUGGUCUGACUGGUUGCUCUUACUGGGAGAUUGAGUGGAGUGGAGAAGCUCAUAUAUCAGUGAGUUACAGAGGAAUCACAAGAAGAGGAAACAUUAAUGACUGUUUGUUUGGGAGGAAUGAACAAUCCUGGAGUCUGAGCUGCUUUGAUGAUGGUCCUCGUUAUGUCUGGCACAAUAACAGAAAACUCACUUUCUCGUCAUCCAUCUCCUCCUCCUCCAUCUCUAAUAGAGUAGCAGUGUAUGUGGACUGUCCUGCUGGCACUCUGUCCUUCUACAGAGUCUCCUCUGAUGACACUCUGAUCCACCUCCACACCUUCAACACCACAUUCACUGAACCUCUUUAUCCUGGAUUUAGACUUUUAUUUUCUGGUUCCUCAGUAAGUCUGUGUACUUCAGCCUAAGGAGUGUCCUCCUGUUAGAUUAACACUCUGUAUAUUUCUGUCUCUAUCACAUAUUCAGAUUCAUCAGUUCAAUCAGUUGAAGUUCAUUAUAACGAUUAUUCCAGAUUUUUGUGCAUAUUUCUUAUUAAAGCUUCACAGUGGAUAUCAAUAUGUUGUGUUUCACCAAAGCUCAGUUUUGAACCAGUUCAGCUGCAUCUCGAACAAGUCUGAGCUCAUUAAAUGAAUCCAAAUGUUUUAUUUCUGUUUAUUUCAGUGGUUUGUUUUUGUUGGUUUGUUUGGGUUUUUUUAUUUUUGGUUAAAAAAGGGUUUUAAAAAAAAGCUCAUGUGUUUAAUGUACUUUUUCCCUCCAUAUGGUGUUUCAGUCAUUUUUGGCAGCUCUAAUGGAAGCAAGACAGGAAGUUAGCUCCUAGCAAGAGUGGAUUUACACAAGAAAUGUGAUUUAAAUAAUAUUUCAUAUGUCUGUAAUGUUUUAUAUGUAUGACAACAGGACUGUAAGUAAAAGUAACAAGGUAGCACAUCAGUAUUAGUGUUUAUUCAGAAACAGAUGUUAGAUGUGUUAAAUAAUUUUCUGUGAAAAUCAAAAAUAAAUGUACUUCUAUUGAUA